AAGGCUAGUACGAACCUGUGUGCGAAAAGAAUCUUUCUCCGUGCCGUUACUCUAAAGAUUCGGGGGAGUUUGUCUACAAAUUCAAACAAACAGACAAUAGCUUCACACUUUCGUUUCUCUCUUGUGUUUUCAGCCUUGUUCAUUGGAAGAUGUCGGAACUAAGCGAUGAAGCCAGCGAGUCGGAGCAGCUUGGGGCGAGCCUGUCCGUUUGGUUAGCCCACAGCGGGAGCGCCCUGAUCCGACCGGAGGAGCUGGACGUGCCGCUGGACCUCUACACCGCCUGCUCCAUCGGACAGUACGACGUGGUGGUGGAGUGUAUUCGGAGAGGGGAUGUGGAUAUGGAUGGGAAGAACCUUGGUGGAUGGACUCCACUGAUGUAUGCAGCGUAUAUCGGUCAUGACAACAUUGUUAAUCUGCUUCUGGAGUCUGGCGUUAGUGUCAAUGCUAGCACUGCUAAAGGGCUAACACCGCUAAUGCUAGCUGCCAGCUGUGGCAACGAGAGCAUCGCUUACUUCCUCCUACAGCAAGGGGCAGAACUUGAGCGUAAGGAUGGGCGGGGCUGGACAGCUCUUCUGCACAGCACGAGCACUGGACAUCAACAGAUGGUCAAAUUUCUCCUGGACAACAAUGCAAAUGCUAAUGUCAAGGAGCCGGUGUUAGGAUUCACACCACUGAUGGAGGCUGCAGCAUCAGGCCACGAGAUCAUUGUCCAGUAUCUCCUUGACCAUGGUGCACGAGUUGAGGAGAGGAAUUUUAAGGGUGAGACGGCGAGAGUGUUAGCCAUGAUGUACAGCCACACCAAGAUUGCAAGUCUCAUAGACAUGCAUUCUAUGAGAGUGAAGCAAGGUGUGUACGAGGAAUUGAGCUCAUCAGAAGAGGACAGCUCAGCUCCCAGACCCAGAUCAACCCGCAGCAGAACCAGAGGCCCCAGCAUACACGACGGCCCGCAGGCCAUAGCCCGCUUUAGAGUGGGUACCAAACAUGACUUUGCAUUGGCUCCGCCUGGCUACAUGACGUUCCGCGAUGUUGGUGACCAGAAUGAGGGCAUCUGCAACCGUGAUGUCACUUCCCCCAUCAAUGAACUGGACGGCCAAAGCAACAGCAGUCGAGACGAGCUGUUCUUUGAUAAUGACAUGCCCACCAUAAGGAGCAGCAGCAGCAGUAGCGAGGGUUUGCCGCGCCUCCUUGGCCUCAGCAGGGAGGGGUCGCUGGAGAGUAACGAGGACUCAGAUCAGGCCAAGAGGAGUUGCCCCCGACGAGCCAACAGACUCCAUCACUCUAAGAGCAAAAGUCGACAUAGCAACAGCGACUCUACUCCACCCAGCAGCACAGGGAAUUGUGGGAUGCCCCCACCCUACACAGGCCCCAAGGACCUGGCAGAGUUCCUGGAGCAGAUCGGCUUUAGUAAGUACCUCCCUCUGCUGGAGGAGCAGGACAUCGACCUGCGGAUCUUCCUGACGCUGACCGAGAACGACCUCAAAGAAGUGGGCAUCACUCUGUUUGGUCCCAAGAGGAAGAUGACAUCAGCAAUAGCACGUUGGCAUAGUAACGCCCGACCGCCCAGCGAUGCAUUAGAGCAGGCAUACGCUGACAAACUGGAGGCCGAGAUGCAGGAGAUGGCCAUUCAGCUCCAUAAGCGCUGUGUGGAGGUGGAGUCUCUGCAGGGCCAGGUCUCUCAGGAGAAGGAACUGCGCACUGUGAUGGAGGGAUGUCUGAUGGAGGAGAAGAUGGCAUGGAGGAGUGUGCAAGCAGAACUGCGGGAGAGCGUUAAGCAAAUCCAGGCCCUGAAUGCCAUGCUGCACACACUCCGAAACACACACUCACAGUUGGCACAGCAUAUCCACAGUGACGGUCAGGCUACAGACGACGGCACAGCGUGCUCCGAGAUGCUGUCUAACAUGGAGUCCUGUGAAGAGAAACUAGCUGAUGGCCUAAAAGCACUCUGCCAGAGUCUACAGCACCUUGUCGCCCCAGAGAAGAAUUCCAGUAGCUGGCAGGAGGAAUCCUAGCACCUGCAUCAGCUCCUCCAGAGUUUCACUGACGGGGGGUGAAGGCAUCACCCUGAACACAAGUAUGCAGAGAACUGCCUGAGCUGGCCAGAGGGACAGAGAGAGAGAAUGAAAGAAGAUAUCCAAAAGAUGGAUAGAGAGAUGGUGAGAGGAAAGGGCGGGGUAAACAAAAAAUGUCCCUUUAAAGAGAGAAGGCAGCAAAUUGACAAACAGGUGGAGGGCUGAAGCCUCUCCCGAACCUGUGCUUCGGUUAUAUGUUACUGACUGCAUUAUGAGAAUGCAGAUCUAACCAACUCAAGACAAUCCAGUCUUAAAGGGGAGCCAAAGAUUGUGGUAAUAAUCCAGAAAAUUCCUCACACUGGCUUAAGAAGGCAUGCAGACUUCAUUAUCUGCGCACAUACAUCAACUGAUACUAUGCAAUGCUGCGCCACAAAUCAAAGCUCUGAGAAUCUGCUUAGUCUGUCUUAAAAACCCAGGGAUUAUUAAUAAAUGUCGCAUAUUUAAUAGUAAAUUUAAACCCAAACUGGACCAAAUAUUUUGUCUCCACAGACUCAGAACCAGGCUAGGUAAUCAGCUGGUUCCAGUCAGUGUCGCUUAUCAAUUAUCUUUACAACAUUAUAGUCACUGGUAAUUAUACAAUCAGUGUCAACUCUGUUAGAGACCUUUACCUUGUAGAUCCACUUUGUUGCUGUUUCUGUAGUUGACAUGCAAUUAUUGUUUGCUGCCCUCUAGCCCACAGGUUCCCAACUCUGGUCUUGGAGUCACUCUUCUUUGUACAUUUUAGAGUUUUUCUGCUCUAACACAGUGUUUCUCAACCCUGGUCCUGGAGACCCACUGCCCUGCACCUUUCAGUGCUUUCCUUGCUUCAGUACACCCACUUCAGGUGAGUAAGGUCUUCUUAGUGGGCUGAUUAUUUGGAUGGAUGUGUUGGGAGAAGGAAAAACACUACAAAGUGCAGGGCAGUGAGCCCCCAGGACCAGGGUUGAGAAACACCGCUCUAACACAAACUUAUAAAGAACUUGUUAAUUAGCUGAUUAAUCGGACCAGGUGUGUUGGGAGCAGAGGAAACCUUGAAACGGGGUGCCCAAUCCUGGAGAUCUUGGUCUCCCACCCUGCAGAGGCCUGCAGGGGCAUCUGACUGUUAGAAUCAGGUGUGUUGGUUGAACUCUCCUGGGUGGUAGAGCCCCAGGACCAGGAUUGAACACCCCUGCACUAAAAUGUGCAGAGCAGGGGCUACUUCAAGAACAUGGCUGGGAGCCACUGCUCUAGUCCUUCAUAAAUAGUCAGUUUCUGACCACAAAUAUUUAGUAGAUAUUUUUGGAUGGUGGACCAUUCAAGUGAAACUGACGUAUGUCAAAAUUCCAGCAAAACAACUGUGAAUGAUACUCAUACCAACACACACACAACCAUACCACUACCAUAUCGGUGUCACUACUGUGUUGAGUCUGAUCCAUCACUCCAAAAAAUAUUUGAUCAACAGAGGUCCUGUGGUCAGAGACUGACCAAUGAUGAAUGAUGAUGAGUAGAGGAUGACUCAAACAUUGUGUAUGACAAUAGAUGCACUACAGUCUGUAAUUGUACACCUAUAAAGUGGACCCAAGUGGUGUUUGUGAGCUGUCGCUGACAGGAUUUCAAGGAUUCCUUCUCGAUACAGAAAUUUUUCCCCCAAUUUUUACUUCACAGUUGAUGUGACAGUUUCAACUGGCAAAUGUAGUCCUAUAGUGAGCCCACACAGCUGCGCUUUUGGGUCAGGCCAGCGCCAGUUGAAAUGGGACCUGCUUUGGCUUUGCUCUCCCCAACUUGACCUGGAUUUCAAGCAGUGGAAAUGCUCAGAAAUAGAGCCUGUGUGAGUCCAGCACAUCCCUAGCGCACCACUGGACAUAAAAGCGGAAUCUAAACCAGCAGAUUGGCAUGCUGUUAUGAAUUUUCAUAAAGGAUAUUUUUUUAGUCAGCUGGUGGUGAAAAUGUGGGAAAUCUCUUUUUAACCAACACCCAGACGACAGAUGGUUCAGGGUUUUCAGUUGAACUUUCCCUUGCAGUUCUAGAUGUUCUGAUUUAGUCUGAUAGGGUUGUAGACUUGUUUGCUUUAAGUCAGUUUUGGUCUGAAUAAAUGUUGGUUAGCUUAUUAUUCAAUCAGGGAAAUAAAGUGUACAAACACAUGGAAGAGAUUUCAGCUUCUUAUGACUCACUGGUUCAGCAGUUCAGCAAAUGAUUUGAAUAAUAAAGAUAUAUGAGAAGAUGCACGUC
Molecule: messenger RNA, 4256 nt
Organism: Colossoma macropomum (tambaqui)
Lineage: Eukaryota; Metazoa; Chordata; Actinopteri; Characiformes; Serrasalmidae
Gene: anks3
Product: ankyrin repeat and sterile alpha motif domain containing 3
Exons: 16
Coding region: 150-2009 (619 amino acids)
Cellular component (GO): cilium
Molecular function (GO): protein binding
Source: RefSeq, a predicted model, not a curated record